AUCGUUAGUAUGGAGAAGUCACUCUAUGCGUCGCAUCAUGGGACUGCUACUAAAACCAACUCCGCGUCCCUUCCCACGGACAAGGGGAAUUCGACGAAAAAGACAGGGCGCGCUGGUUCCCACAGCCCCGGUUCGGCCUCUCUUGGCUGUCCCGGGGGCGCUGGAGGGAGCCGGAGUGGUUUGGUGGGGAACAGUAUGCCUCUGCAGCAACAGCAGCAGCAGCAACAAACGCACAAGCCCCAGCUCGAGGGAGUGCUGAGUAAAUACACGAACCUCAUUCAAGGAUGGCAGAACAGGUACUUUGUUCUGGAUCCUGAUUUGGGACAUCUUCAGUACUAUGUAAAUGAACAAGGCAAGAGUCAGAAGCCCAGAGGAUCCUUGCCUCUGAUUGGUGCUUCCGUGGCGAUGAGCGACGAGGCGCCUCACAUGUUCGUUGUCAGUUCGGCCAAUGGAGAGCUCUUCAAACUCAGAGCGGCGGAUGCCAAAGAGCAGCAGUUGUGGGUGAACCAGCUGCAGGCCUGUGCCCGACGCCACUCAGACAGCAGUGCCAAGAUUAAGAAGUUGAAGGACUCUGACGAGCUUCUGAGUGUGGACAGGGCGUCUAGCAACCAGGACACUCAGGGCUCCUCUGGUCGAACACGGAGUUUCUCUCUCUUCCCUCAUCUUCCUCCAUCCUCCUCUUCGCCCGUUACCCAGAGGCACCUGGCGCACUCUGGGGCGCCUAGCAACAUCGUAACCAUAACUCACCACAAGUCGCCUGCUGCUGGCCGCCGUGCCAAACACCAGUACCCCGGCCGUCUCCUGGAGGUCAAAGAGGUGAUGAGCCAGGCAGAGGGACAGCAGAAGAACCUGGUCCACUCUAUCGAGUCUCUGCCCCUGCGCGGGCCCCUGUCCUGCCUGGACCAGGACCUGCUGCUGCUCAAAGCUACGUCUGCCGCCACCCUCAGCUGCCUGGGAGAGUGCCUCAGCAUACUGCAACAGAGCGCCUGCCAGAGCGCCACGCCCGGACACGCCCGCGACCCACCCCCCGCUAGUGAUGGGACACCAGUGUGGACUGUGCCAAAGUCGCCUUCGGCUGAGAGAUUGGGGAAUGACCCCCUGACCCCCCUUCGCUCAGCUGAACCUUCCCCCUCUCUCAGGAAAAAGGGUCUGCCCCAGAAUGCUGAGUUAGGCAUGGAGGCAGUGAGUCCCAGUGAGGAGAUGACAGACUCAGAGGAGAAUGAAGAGGAGGACCUGGGAGUGCUGGAGGACCAGAGGAGUGUCAUACUUCAUCUCCUCUCUCAACUCAAACUGGGCAUGGACCUCACACGGGUGGUCCUGCCAACGUUUAUCCUUGAGAAGCGUUCUCUGUUGGAGAUGUACGCCAACUUCAUGGCUCAUCCCGACAUGUUCCUGGCCAUCUCCAUGGGCGCCACGCCCGAGGAGAGGAUGGUGCGGUUUGUGGAGUAUUACCUGACGGCCUUCCACGAGGGGCGCAAAGGGGCGGUGGCCAAAAAGCCCUACAACCCCAUACUGGGCGAGACCUUCCAGUGCUCCUGGGAGGUCCCGAGGGAUCGGGUCCGUCCUCUGAGGACUCACGGUCACGUUGUGGGCCCAGGGGCCCGCGAGCCGAACCCGCGGCUGAACGCGGAGCGCCCGUCGGGCGGGUCUGAGGGGUGGUCUGAGGGGGGCUACCGCGUACGUUUCGUGGGGGAGCAGGUGUCUCACCACCCGCCCGUGUCGGCGUUUUACUGCGAGUGUCGGGAGAAAGGGAUGUGUGUCAACGCCCACGUCUGGACCAAGAGCAAGUUCAUGGGCAUGUCUGUGGGCGUGUCCAUGGUCGGGGAGGGAGUGCUGCAUUUGCUGGAACAUCAGGAGGAGUACGUGUUCACGUUGCCGUCGGCGUUUGCCCGCUCCAUCCUCACUGUGCCCUGGGUAGAGCUGGGCGGGAAAGUGACCAUCAACUGUGCCAAGGGAGGUUACUCCGCCACCGUAACUUUCCACACCAAACCCUUCUACGGAGGGAAAAUACAUAGGGUAACGGCAGAGGUGAAGCAGAACUCCACAGGCACCAUCGUAUGCAGGGCUCAGGGGGAGUGGAACGGAACUCUGGAAUUCACCUAUAGCAGCGGAGAAACCAAAGUGAUUGACACCGUUAAACUGCCAGUCAUAAAGAAGAAGAUCCGGCCAAUUGAAAAACAGGGCAGGACUGAAUCCAGGCGUCUGUGGCAGCACGUUACCACGGCGUUGAAGGAGGGGAACAUGGAGGCAGCGACAGAACACAAACAUCGUCUGGAAGAGCGACAGAGAGGAGAGGAGAGACAGAGGGCAAAGGUCAACUUGCCUUGGAAACCCAAAUACUUCAACAAAGAGGGUGACGGCUGGGUCUAUAUGAACCCACUGUGGAAGACGCACUGA
Messenger RNA from Chanos chanos (milkfish), 2397 nucleotides. It is a transcript of the gene osbpl10a, whose product is annotated as oxysterol binding protein-like 10a. Gene Ontology annotation, cellular component: cytosol; membrane. Bases 10 to 2397 code for a protein of 795 amino acids. Lineage: Eukaryota; Metazoa; Chordata; Actinopteri; Gonorynchiformes; Chanidae. Gene Ontology annotation, molecular function: cholesterol binding. The record is from RefSeq and is a predicted model, not a curated record. The transcript has 14 exons.